Molecule: messenger RNA, 492 nt
Organism: Triticum urartu
Lineage: Eukaryota; Viridiplantae; Streptophyta; Magnoliopsida; Poales; Poaceae
Source: RefSeq, a predicted model, not a curated record
AUGAUGGUUGUUCCUCGUUGGUGCUAUGGAAGGCAUGACGGAUGGGCGAGUUUGGUGGAUAGGUGGCUCGGCGCCGAUGCAGAGUUUUCUGCCAAGAGCAUCAAGGCCCGGGCUAAACGUGGAGACGACGGGACACACGGCCAAGGAAACUGGAACCACUGGGGCUUCAAGGCCAUGAAGGAGGACAAGUUGAAGAGGCCGCUCUCAGACAUGGAGUCAUGGAAGCUGGCCCGCGAGCGGAGUCAUCGCAAGGAGGGCGAGAGCCAGUACUACGGCAAGACCGAGGAGCACCUGGGGUCUUACAUUCAUCACUAUCAGGAGUUGCAUCCGGAUGUUCCUGUUGCUGAGGUCGCCCAGUCUCAGAUCGACGACACGGCGGUGGUGGCCAUCCAGGGGAAGAAGAAUGGCCGGUAUCCGUGUUUCGAUGGCUUGAUCACUCCUUCGAUCUCGUACACACGGCUUCGGGCUAGCAACACGAGCCACAUACUGUAA